AUGAGAUUGAACAUGACGAGGUGCAAAGAAUUGUUUAGACCGGGAGUCAAACAACAGAAACGUGAGAGACAGUGAGAGGAAAAGAAGAGAAUUUUGUAGAAGCAAAGAAUGGCAGAAGUAGCGAACAGCAGAGACGCUCGCCGGCGACGGAGAAUCCUCGACCAAGGAUCCGACCGUCUCGCCUUCAUCACGGGUCGGAUCCAAACACUCCCUCCCACGCUUCCCGAUUCCGCCGCUUCAUCUACCCAAUUCCCCCAUCCAAACACCACCCUUUCCGCUUCUGUUCACCACUCCGAUUCCAUUUCGCACAAUCCCCAACCCUACAGCGACGACCACGCUCCCAACACCGCAAUCCAAACACCCCCCGAAAACCAGCCUGAAAGAGACAUUUUGACUGUUCCAACAUCUGAAAUCCAACCUGAACAAGUCCAAUUACAACCACCGGCGCCAUCGCCGUCACCAUCGCCAUCGCCGUCACCGUCGCCAUCGCCGUCACCGUCGCCACCAUACACCGUAGAACCGAAACGUUUCGUCACCCCGAGUGAUAUAACUUGUGCAAUCGAUUCCUCGAGGGUUACCCGACUCUGUUGUUCCGUUCUCGUGGCUCUUCUGGUGGUUUUAUCUUUUCUGGGCACAAAUUUGUUCAGUACUGUGAUCAGCGUUAGGCCGCUCUACGUUGUUCUUGUGACCAAUGUAACGGCUGUGAUUGCGAGACUCUUUUUCGGGGUACAGAGGGAUUCCGGAAGAACGCGGAGAAGUGGUUCUUCUAGUGAUGAUGGUGGAGAUGAAUAUUCGCAACUUGCCAGGAUGUUGGAGUUGUGUUUGGUGGCGAAGACUGUUGCGGAUGCUGUGUUCAUGGAUUGCGCUGUCUAUGCAAUCGUUCUCAUUUGUGGUCUUUCUGUGAUCAAAGCAUGAUACGGAAUUCUUGUGUUAGUUUGAACAUUGAACUAUUUGCUCCAUUUUUUUUGUUUUGUUUUGUUGUUUGAAACUGAUUUUUUAAUAUGAUUCGCUAUUUUCCUUUGGUUCUGCUUUAAUUUUAAUGGUCUGAAGUUACUCCCAC
Molecule: messenger RNA, 1060 nt
Organism: Vigna unguiculata (cowpea)
Lineage: Eukaryota; Viridiplantae; Streptophyta; Magnoliopsida; Fabales; Fabaceae
Source: RefSeq, a predicted model, not a curated record